Messenger RNA from Uranotaenia lowii, 1638 nucleotides. Its product is annotated as transmembrane protease serine 11A-like. Gene Ontology annotation, biological process: proteolysis. The record is from RefSeq and is a predicted model, not a curated record. Bases 1 to 1638 code for a protein of 545 amino acids. NCBI's taxonomy places the organism in Eukaryota, Metazoa, Arthropoda, Insecta, Diptera, Culicidae. Gene Ontology annotation, molecular function: serine-type endopeptidase activity. The transcript has 7 exons.
AUGUAUUCCGUCGUCGUUCGACCCAACGGUGCCCGCUUCUGGAGCUGCCGAGGAUUUUACACGGCAACACCGUGUCCACUGUCCUUGGCUUCCGUUUUUUCCGAACCCAGUGGAUGCCGCCAAACGACACCGCACACGGACUCCGAAAGACUUGAUUUUUUGACGGGAUUUGACAGGCGGCUUUCUAACUAUGCGGUAACGACGCGAAAACUGCAAGUAUUUGUGAAUCGCUGUCUGCGGAGUAUCACCCGCGCUUGGUGGCCUGGCAACUGGAUCUCAAAUGUGAAAUUACAUUACCGGUGUCAUCAAAGGGCGCUAGAAAUCGACAUUCGCAAACUGUUACGAAUCGAACGGCCCAGUGCAGUGAUGAUGUUUCGCGCAGCGUUAGCCAUCGGUUUGGCCGCCAUUGCGGUGCAGGCCAAUUCCGACUUCGAAACAUGGCAAAAGGUGAACAGCUUGAUGCCCCGUGGACUGGAAUCGAUGCCGGAGACCCCGGGAACAGGAUUCAUCGUCGGAGGUCUGGAUGCGUCGAUUGCCGAUUUUCCCUACUUGUUGUCACUUCGUUUGAACGGAUCGCACAUGUGCGGUGCUUCGGUGAUUUCUGAGGAAUGGGUCCUGACGGCGGCCCAUUGCACUUUCGCUUUUUUGAAUCGGGAAGAACUGACCCUUCAGGGUGGAACCCACAAUCGAUCGGAUGGAGGAGUGAUUUUCACUAUUGCUGAGGUUGUGGAACAUCCGUUGUGGGAUCUGAACACGAUUACUUUCGAUGUGGCUGUUAUUAGGACGGUGGAACCUCUGAUCGGUCACUACUAUAUUCGACCAGUUGCUCUGGAUCCGGUGGGAACGGAACAUCCGGCUGGCAGCCGAGCUGUUAUUUCCGGUUGGGGUCGAACAACAGUUGAGUACUUCGAGAUCCCUGAAAUCUUCUUACAAAAAUUGAGCAAGCCUAUCAUCGAUCAGGAGCUGUGCGAUUAUCUCUGGGGUGGAUUCGUUCAGGAUGAUAUGCUUUGUGCCGGGCUGGAGCUGGGUCAUGAUGCCUGUAACAUGGACAGCGGUGGCCCGAUGGUCGUCAAUGGCGUUCAGAUUGGAGUCGUUUCCUGGGGUAACAGCCAGUGUGCUGGAAACUAUCCCGGGGUCUAUGCUCGUGUUGCCUUCCCCGGGAAUCCCGUAACUGGAUCACUGAAGUCACUGGAAUUUGAAUUUAUCGACAGAGAAAGAUGUAGACCACCGGAAACUUUGAAAAUACCAACACCAAAAGCGGCUUCCCACGAAGAGGCCCACGAAGAUUGGAGCUCAAAUUCGCGCCUUUUACAGCAGUUGGAAGAAGUUUGCCACCACUUCUCCCUUCUACUAAGCUUGGGUUGGACGGUCGAUCCGUCAGGGUUUAAAUCUCCCGGCGGGGGAACGCCAACAAGUUCCAUCAGCUUCCAGCUGGAGCUGGUUCCGGUUUAUGAAACUUGGACCGGGCAGGGAAAGUGUAAAGCGGGAACUUAUUUUUCUCCGGCUAAGCAAAUUUAUCAAAAUUUGUUUACGCCGUACUGGAGCUUCUUUCCUGUGCUUUGGGCAGGAAGUUUUGUUUUUCCUGGUGGAAUUACGUGGCGAAAACUGACGCUGGGGGAGCUGAGCGAGAAAAAUUAG